AUGGCGCUGUGCGCGCUGAACUUCGGUGCUAAAAUGGAGCAUCGCCGCAUCCCAGCUGGCGGCACAGGCGGCGGCGCGGGCGGCGGCGGCGGCAGCGGCGGCGCCGGCGGCGCCGCCGCGUUUGCCAAGAAGGGCAGCACCAAGUCGCUCACCGCCGCAGGCGGCUCGGCGCUCAUCCUCGCGCUGGCCGCGCGCACGAUGGUCGGGUCCGGCGCAAAGGGGGCGAUCGCGGUGGCGCUCGCGGUAUCGGUGCUGCUGACACUCGUCAUGUCAAGGCGCUACCAGGCAUCCCGCAAGUUCAUGCCGGCGGGCCUCACCGCCGCCACGUCACUCCUGAUCUCCGCCGCAUACAUCGGCGCCCUCACGUAA
Messenger RNA from Monoraphidium neglectum, 369 nucleotides. RefSeq lists its product as hypothetical. NCBI's taxonomy places the organism in Eukaryota, Viridiplantae, Chlorophyta, Chlorophyceae, Sphaeropleales, Selenastraceae. The record is from RefSeq and is a predicted model, not a curated record. Bases 1 to 369 code for a protein of 122 amino acids. Gene Ontology annotation, cellular component: membrane. The transcript is spliced from 4 exons.